AUGCAGCUCAAACGAGGACUGCCGCGAGAGUCGUGCGAUUUCUGCCACCGGCGAAAGGUCAAAUGCGAUCGGUCACUGCGCGCAAGGCAGGGCCUUGCCUCAUGUUCCCAAUGCACCCUGCGUCAAGGACCUUGUCUUUUGAAUGAUCCAACCGAGACACGUACACGACGGCGUGGCCGUGGAACUGCCCACGGAGGUAAUACGGGCAUGGCUUUAGGUGACGGAGGAUCAAACAUAGCAGAGGAUGAUAACCCAGCAGCCGCCCCGUUUGCUUCGGCAUCCCAGCUCGAGCCUCUUCUGCCACUGGAAGAUGAUCAUUCGGCAUUAUUACAGUAUCCUGAUGAUAUGUUUGCUGAGAAUUUUCUUGGUUUGAGCCGUGACAACAUCUUCUUUCUCAAUCAAGCUUUCAUGGGCGACAGUGGAGGAUCGAUGGAAUGGCUUGGCCAAGGGCAGAGUGCACAUCAAGAUAGUCAAGUCUCUACCAUCGGUGACGGCCAGCCUAGCAACGCCGAACCACAGGCGCAAAUUCGAACGGAAGAAUCUCAACAGUUCCCUUGGCUGGACAGCGUUGCAGAUUCGAAUACCGUUUUUACUGCUGCAUUACAUUGCUACUUCAAGUUCGCGGCGCCAUGGCUGCCGAUCCUCCUCGAGGACGCCUUCUGGCAAGACUACCACAACGGCCGAAGUAGCCAUGUUCUGGCGUCUGCUAUAGCCUGUCGCGGUAUGCCCUUCACGACAGUUUCAGACAAAUGGAUUCUUCAGCAGCGCUUUGCGCACGACUUUCGAGAGGCAUUCCUAGGUGCUCAGAGCAUAGCAUCCAAUGAUGGGACGAUCAGACUUGACGACCUUGAAGCGCUGGCUCUCAUGGUCAAUUUCGAAUACGAAGAUACAAACAGUCCGCCGCUUCAUUCAAAUCUGGGAAAACUCUUCUUAAGGCACGAAUCGCUCGUUAUGAUGACGUUACAGUCCCGUAUCCAAGAUCGUAUCUCCACGGGGCCAGACUCAUCAGUGACGUUGGCGAGAGCUCGGGAGCGACGUAUGCUUCUUUACUGGCACGUCUAUGGUCUUGAUGCCUUUCACUGCUUAGAUCGUAAGCAGAUAUCUCUGAUUCCCGACAAGGACGCAAGCGACCAUGACAGUUUUCCCCAGCACGAGGCUACGGACUUUUUCGACGCCGUCUUGGAACUCGCAGUCAUUGCCCGAAAAAUUCUGCGACAGUUGUGUAGUAACUCGGCAAAACGUCGUGGUAUCGAGUCCAAUGAUGUGCAUGACAUAUAUGCACAAAUCUAUCAAUGGAGGAACCACACUUGUCCUCCGCAUUUGCGGAGGCAUGAACAAAGUCCAGGUAUAGUGGCGACUCACGAUAAUAACGAGGGUCACUCGACCGAGCUGAAGAGACAUAUUCAACUUCAUCGGGCUGUGCUGUGGGCAUUAGAGAUCAAUUGUUUGAUGCAAGUUGAGUGUUUUGUAUCCGACUUCGGCAUCAAAGAUAAUGGAGACCUGCGAGCAGAGAUGACUACAGCGCGCGUGGAAUACGAAAGUCUUCGUGCUCUGAAUGACAUGAUUGCUAUAUGUCACUGGAUCGAUCCGCAUGCCAUCUGCGAUGAAGAUGGCAAGCAGCACUCUCUGAUCGAUCUCGCGCCGUUGGCGUUACGUAAUGCGUGUGCUGGGCUAUGUUUUUGGACAUGUCAACGCGGCAUCAAUUCGACUCAACUCUCCACUACCCGAGCCCCUUUGGGCAGAAGGGGGCCUCCAGAAAACAGUCAGAAACACCCUGCUCACGCUCAUAUCGAAAAUGCGCAGCUUUUACGAGAUGCAGCUGCGAAAGCAACGUCGCACAGGGACACGGCGGAGAUUCUUGAGCGCCUCGACAAACAAAUCGCCUUGCUCAAGGCAGAGAUGGAUAAUGCUUUAGGAGCUAAGUAA
This is a messenger RNA of Aspergillus thermomutatus, 1926 nucleotides long. Its product is annotated as Zn(II)2Cys6 transcription factor. Gene Ontology annotation, biological process: regulation of DNA-templated transcription; DNA-templated transcription. The record is from RefSeq and is a predicted model, not a curated record. Gene Ontology annotation, molecular function: DNA binding; DNA-binding transcription factor activity, RNA polymerase II-specific; zinc ion binding. The coding region runs from base 1 to 1926 and encodes 641 amino acids. The transcript has a single exon. NCBI's taxonomy places the organism in Eukaryota, Fungi, Ascomycota, Eurotiomycetes, Eurotiales, Aspergillaceae.